Syzygium oleosum is the source of this 1381-nucleotide messenger RNA. Its product is annotated as glycolipid transfer protein 1. The transcript has 7 exons. Bases 464 to 1072 code for a protein of 202 amino acids. Gene Ontology annotation, cellular component: membrane; cytoplasm; cytosol. Gene Ontology annotation, molecular function: ceramide 1-phosphate binding; ceramide 1-phosphate transfer activity. Lineage: Eukaryota; Viridiplantae; Streptophyta; Magnoliopsida; Myrtales; Myrtaceae. The record is from RefSeq and is a predicted model, not a curated record. Gene Ontology annotation, biological process: ceramide transport; intermembrane lipid transfer.
ACACGACACGAAACGACACGAACGUAACCGACGGUCCAGAUCGGAUAUCUUCUCUCCCCUGCCGCGAUCUCGCGUCCGCACGAUCCGUGGAAUUCCCACCAGAUCGACAUCCUCCUCGUCCACGUUGUUGACUCUGUCGCGAACGUGAGAGCCCGACUUCACUCCGCACGACGCUUCCUCGGAAUCAGGUUCUUGAAAAAUUCCACUUCCGUUUUCGCGAGGUUGCGUUCCGCUCGGCUCCCGAAUCCGAUCCCGCAGGCCUUCGCAGUUCGGCUUCUCCGGUCGUGGGUUUCUUCUCGCCGGAGUUGGGUUCGUCUCCAUCCCGUCUCAGGUGCAUUUCCAAGAUCGGUUCGCUCUUGCGCGAUCGAUUGUAAUGCUGGGUUUUUGCUUCGCCCGGUCCCUUUUGGGUGGCGGUUGACGUGAUGUGAUCGGGUUGGAUUUGCGAGUCCGUGUUGGCUUCGACAUGGAGGGAACCAUUUUUGCUCCCUCAUUGGAGGGCAUGAAGCACGUCAAGUCAGAAGAAGGGGAAAUGCUGACCAAGCCUUUUCUUGAUGUGUGCAAACUGAUUUUGCCUGUCAUUGAAAAGUUUGGUGCUGCUAUGGCACUGGUUAAAUCUGACAUUGGUGGAAAUAUAUCAAGGCUGGAAGCUAAGUAUGAAUCCAAUCCAACUCAAUUCAAACUCUUGUACAGUAUGGUACGAGUAGAGGUUGAAGCUAAAACAUCCAAGGCAUCCUCUAGUUGCACAAAUGGACUUCUUUGGUUGACAAGAGCCAUGGAUUUUCUGGUUGAACUGUUUCGCAACUUGCUUACUCAUCCUGAUUGGACGAUGUCACAAGCUUGCUCGGAUUCUUAUGGGAAGACUCUCAAAAAGUGGCAUGGCUGGCUUGCAAGCUCAAGUUUCACUGUCGCCAUGAAGCUUGCUCCUGAUAGGAAGAAGUUCAUGGAUGUGAUAGGCGGCUCUGGUGACGUGAAUGCUGACAUGGAGCAAUUCUGCAGCACCUUUUCUCCUCUUCUGGAGGAGAAUCACAAGUUUCUGGCUAGUGUUGGCUUGGACGAUCUGAAAGCUUCGUAAUGAAUCAAACCUACCAAGGGCGGCCUGCUUCUAGCACACUCAUAAGCUUCCCCGUCCAUGCAUUGCUUUUCAAUCUACAUAUACUAAACUAUCGGUCGUUGAACGUGGUUCAUAUUAAUUUGGGAAGGUUGCCGACUACUGUAGGAGACUCUGGAAUUUAAAACUUAAGCUUAUAUUCUAAUCAUCUGCUGUAUUUUUUUCUGCGGCUAGCUUGUUUGGAAACGAAAACUAGAGUUUGGACUUGAAUGUGAGAGGCUGAGACCGCGACCCAUUUUGCAAAACACCGUAAGCAUUAUGUUUGGUCAGAAA